This is a messenger RNA of Coregonus sp. 'balchen', 11609 nucleotides long. The record is from the annotation of a GenBank genome assembly. Lineage: Eukaryota; Metazoa; Chordata; Actinopteri; Salmoniformes; Salmonidae.
GCAACAGACCGGCCAAUGGGAAUGAACGGUUUGGACGUGGCGGGACUCCGGCCGUUUGACCUGGUUAUCCCCUUCACCAUCCAAAAAGGAGAGAUCACAGGUACACACACCGUCCUGCUGUUGGGCCGCCAAGAUAGUCUUAGUUUCCCAGUCAGGACAUCACCAUCCUUAACCAUUAGAGGACAUCACCAACCUUAACCAUUAGAGGAAAUCACCAUCCUUAACCAUUAGAGGAAAUCACCAUCCUUAACCAUUAGAGGAAAUCACCAUCCUUAACCAUUAGAGGAAAUCACCAUCCUUAACCAUUAGAGGAAAUCACCAUCCUUAACCAUUAGAGGAAAUCACCAUCCUUAACCAUUAGAGGAAAUCACCAUCCUUAACCAUUAGAGGAAAUCACCAUCCUUAACCAUUAGAGGAAAUCACCAUCCUUAACCAUUAGAGGAAAUCACCAUCCUUAACCAUUAGAGGAAAUCACCAUCCUUAACCAUUAGAGGAAAUCACCAUCCUUAACCAUUAGAGGACAUCACCAUUCUUAACCAUUUUGAGGAAAUUCCCCUAAAGGGCUUACAAAACGCAGGCAAAGAGCAUGAUCCCAAAUCACCUGACAUACUGAAAGCCUAAGGUACCUAGCCUGUCUAACUACUGUUUCCUCCCCUAGGCGAUGUACGCAUGCCGUCAGGUAAAACAGCCAAGCCAGACAUCACAGACAAUAAGGACGGGACGGUAACGGUUAAAUACGCUCCAACUGAGGCCGGCCUGCACGAGAUGGACAUCAAAUACGACGGGAUACACAUCCCUGGUACCAACAACCGCUAACUGUCAACAAGCUAACUAUGAUAAAACAGUCACAUAUGCAUCUUCAUUUAGAAAGCUAAACCUAAAUAUGUUUGAGUCAAUUAUACUACUCUCUCAAUACCACUUUCAAGUAUAUAUUUCUGGAAAAGUUUAAACUAUUUCAGAAUAUUUAGGACCGUUAGCUGGCCAAGAACCUCUCCUGUGAUGGCUAACAGUAUUGGUGACUUCUCUCAUCUCUCCCUCUCCCUCUCUCUCCUCCCUCUCUCCUCUCCCCUCUCCUCUCCCCUCCCCUCUCUCUCUCUCUCUCUCCUCUCUCCUCUCUCUCCCCUCUCUCCCCUCUCCUCUCCCCUCCCCUCUCUCCUUUCUCUUCUCUCUAACAGGUAGUCCCCUCCAGUUCUAUGUGGACUAUGUGAACAGUGGGAACGUCAGUGCGUACGGACCGGGCCUGAUCCACGGGACCGUCAACAAACCUGCCGUCUUCACCGUCAACACCAAGGACGCAGGAGAGGGUAGGACAAUUAGUAGUUCAAUUAUAAAUCAAUCACAAUAUCCAUAAUACAUUUUAAAUCAAUCAAAGUGAUCUACACUGAACAACAAUAUAAACGUAACAUGUAAAGUGUUGGUCCCAUCUUUCAUGAGCUGAAAUAAAAGAUCCCAGAAAUUGUCCAUAUGCACAAAAAGCUUAUUUCUCUCAAAUUUUGUGCACAAAUUUUGUGCACAACCGCAGACCACGUGUGUGGCGUCAUGUGAGAGAGCAGUUUGCUGAUGUCAACGUUGUGAACAGAGUGCCCCAUGGUGGCAGUGGGGUUAUGGUAUGGGCAGCCAUAAGCUACGGACAAUAAACACAAUUGCAUUUUAUCCAUGGCAAUUUGAAUGCACAGAGAUACCGUGACGAGAUCCUGAGGCCCAUUGUCGUGCCAUUCAUCCACUGCCAUCACCUCAUGUUUCAGCAUGAUAAUGUCUCAAGGAUCUGUACACAAUUCCUGGAAGCUGAAAUGUCCCAGUUCUUCCAUGGCCUGCAUACUCACCAGACAUGUCACCCAUUGAGCAUGUUUGGGAUGCUCUGGAUUGAUGUGUACGACAGCCUGUUCCAGUUCCUGCCAAUAUCCAGCAACUUCGCACAGCCAUUGAAGAGGAGUGGGACAACAUUCCACAGGCCACAGCCAUUGAAGAGGAGUGGGACAACAUUCCACAGGCCACAGCCAUUGAAGAGGAGUGGGACAACAUUCCACAGGCCACAAUCAACAGCCUGAUCAACUCUAUGCUAAGGAGAUGUCGCACUGAAUGAGGCAAAUGGUGGACACGCCCAAUUUUUUUUUUUAAAGGUAUCUGUGACCAACAGAUGCAUAUCUAUAUUCCCAGUCAUGUGAAAUCCAUAGAUUAGGGCCUAAUUUAUUUAUUUCAAUUGACUGAUUUCCUCAUAUGAACUGUUAACUCAAAUCUUUGAAAUUGUUGCAUGUUAUGUUUAUUUUUGUUCAGUAUAAUAUGAAAAAUCUAAUGAGGUGUGUAAUUCUUACACUGAGUGAACAAAACAUUAGGAACAGGUUAAAGAAGGAACCUUGAAACAAUUGAGACAUGGAUUGUGUACGUGUGCCAUUGAGGGUGAAUGGACAAGACAAAUUAUUUAAGUGCCUUUGAACGUGGUAUGGUAGUAGGUACCAGGCGCACCGGUUUGAGUGUGUCAAGAACUGCAACGCUGCUGGGUUUUCACGCUCAACAGUUUCCCCGUGUGUAUCAAGAAUGGUCCACCACCCAAAGGACUUCCAGCCAACUUGACACAACUGUGGGAAGCAUUGGAGUCAACAUGGGCCAGCAUCCCUGUGGAACGCUUUCGGCACCUUUGUAGAGUCUAUGCCCCGACGAAUUGAGGCUGUUCUGAGGGCAAAAGGGGGUGCAACUCAAUAUUAGGAAGGUGUUCCUAAUGUUUUGUACACUCAGUGUAUUUGAUAACUUUUAUCGUGUGUGUAGGUGGUCUGUCUCUGGCCAUCGAGGGUCCGUCUAAAGCCGACAUCAGCUGUGUGGAUAACCAGGAUGGAACCUGUUCCGUAUCCUACCUGCCUGUUUUACCUGGAGACUACAGCAUCCUGGUCAAAUACAAUGACAAACACAUCUCCGGCAGCCCCUUCUCAGCCCGCAUCACAGGUAACACACACAUACACACCACGCACUGCAACACACACACUCCCAGCAGCCCCUUCUCAGCCCGCAUCACAGGUAACACACACAUACACACCACGCACUGCAACACACACACUCCCAGCAGCCCCUUCUCAGCCCGCAUCACAGGUAGUGAAAAACAACCUCCCUGCCCUCUCUCUGUCUCCUAGGUGAUUACUCUGAAGGUGGGCUCUGCUGCUGACAUCCCAUAAUAAUAAUAUUCCCUCUGUCUCCUAGGUGAUGACUCUAUGAGGAUGUCCCAUCUGAAGGUGGGCUCUGCUGCUGACAUCCCAUUGGACAUCGGCGAGCUGGACCUGAGUCAGCUUACAGCCUCUCUGACCACGCCCUCCGGCCGAGAGGAACCCUGCCACCUCAAGAUGCUCCGCAACGGACACGUCGGUCAGUGUUUAGUGGAAACAGACUAUCAACUUUCCUUUUUCAUUUGACAAAUGUAAAAUGCAUGGAGUUGCCUCAGCCAUAAGAGAAGAACAAUACCAACGUUACAAAUCAUUGAAGUUGACAGACGGAUUGUGGUCCUCAGAACCUCCUCUAACAUUUCAUUGUGCGUCAGGCAUCUCGUUUGUUCCCAAGGAGAUCGGGGAGCACCUGGUGAACAUCAAGAAGAACGGACGCCAUAUUCCCAGCAGCCCCAUCGCCGUGAUGAUCAGCCAAUCGGAGAUCGGCGACGCCAGCCGGGUGCGUGUGACUGGCAAGGGCCUCAGCGAGGCCAAAACCUUUGAACCCGCUGAGUUCAUCAUCGACACACGCGAAGCAGGUCAGUGGGGGUGUGUAGGAUCAGGUGAAGCAGGUCAGUGGGGGUGUGUGUGUAGGAUCAGGUGAAGCAGGUCAGUGGGGGUGUGUGUGUAGGAUCAGGUGAAGCAGGUCAGUGGGGGUGUGUAGGAUCAGGUGAAGGUCAGUGAGGGUGUGUAGGAUCAGGUGAAGCAGGUCAGUGGGGGUGUGGGGUGUGUGUAGGAUCAGGUGAAGCAGGUCAGUGGGGGUGUGUGGUGUGUGUAGGAUCAGGUGAAGCAGGUCUGUGGGGGUGUGUGUAGGAUCAGGUGAGGCAGGUCAGUGGGGGUGUGUGUAGGAUCAGGUGAAGCAGGUCAGUGGGGGUGUGUGUAGGAUCAGGUGAAGCAGGUCAGUGGGGGUGUGUGUAGGAUCAGGUGAAGCAGGUCAGUGGGGGGUGUAGGAUCAGGUGAUUUUGUUAUUUUAUUCAUCUCUUUUAUUGCCUUUUUGUUUUUAUAAUUUAACUUUAAAGGAGGACCUGCUUUUUUACCACCAAAUCUCUAUUUUUGAUGUAAAUGGCGUAUUAUAGAGGGGUCCAGACACUUUCUUACCCCAACCAGCGAUUCACUUCCUUAUCCUUGUUGUGCAGUAAGGGAGCUCUGAAAGAAACCAUGAACAAAGGUGCCAAAAACACUCCAGUAUGUCCUUUUGGAAACAGAAAAGCUCUCAGUGGCGCAGGUCUUUCGUUUCUCAGAAACAAGUGAAAUCGCAAAUAAAGUGUCUGAAACCUUUAAAAUUCCUUUUACAUCAAAAAGAAAGAUUUGGAUGUGGAAAAGCAAACUUGUCCUUUUUAAAGUAUGUUGUGAUUUAAACGAAGUGUGCUGUGAUUUGCUGCAGGCUAUGGGGGUCUGAGUCUGUCCAUCGAGGGCCCCAGUAAGGUGGACAUUAACACUGAGGACCAGGAGGAAGGAACCUGUAAGGUCACCUACUGCCCCACUGAACCAGGAAACUACAUCAUCAACAUCAAAUUUGCCGACCAACACGUACCAGGUACUUCACUUGUUUCCUGACGUCCUUGAUUUAAAAAUAAUUAUAAUAUAAGAAAUAUUGUUUGAAAAAAGUGUAUUUCACCAACGUGUGUGUGUGUGUGUGUGUGUGUGUGUGUGUGUGUGUAGGGAGUGCGUUCACGGUGAAGGUGACCGGAGAAGGGAGGAUGAAGGAGAGCAUCACCAGGAAGAAGAGGGCAGCGUCCGUCGCUAACGUGGGCAGCCAGUGUGACCUCAGCCUCAAGAUACCAGGUGUGUUUGCAGCUGCAGGGCUCUGUGGUCCCAGGUACCCUCUCCUCCCUUCCAGUAGAUGCUGAUCAGAUCAGGAAACAUGAUGGCCCAGGUGACCAGUCCGUCUGGCCAGGUUCACAAGGCUGUUAACCCUGUGUGUGUGUGUGUGUGUGUGUGUGUGUGUGUGUGUGUGUGUGUGUGUGUGUGUGUGUGUGUGUGUGUGUGUGUGUGUUAACAGAGAUCAGCAUAGCAGACAUGAUGGCCCAGGUGACCAGUCCGUCUGGCCAGGUUCACAAGGCUGACAUCAUGGAGGGAGAGAACAACACCUACUGCAUCCGCUUUGUUCCCACGGAGACCGGCGUGCACACGGUGUGUGUGAAGUACGCGGGCGUGCACGUGCCCGGCAGCCCCUUCCAGUUCACAGUGGGGCCCCUUGGAGAAGGAGGAGCCCACAAGGUCCGCGCUGGGGGGCCCGGGCUGGAGAGGGCAGAGGCUGGAGUACCAGGUAUGGAAGUGUGUGUUGGUGUUACUAUACUGUGAGGAUCACACAUUGACAUUGUGUGCGUACUGAUCGUGUGUGUGUGUGUGUGUGUGUGUGUGUGUGUGUGUGUAGCUGAGUUCAGUAUCUGGACGCGGGAGGCGGGUGCAGGGGGUCUCAGCAUCGCGGUGGAGGGGCCCAGUAAAGCAGAGAUCACCUUCGAGGACCGGAAGGACGGAUCCAGUGGAGUGUCCUACAUGGUCCAGGAGUCAGGUGUGUGUGUGGGUUGAGGAUGGUAACAGCUAUCUAACCACUAGCAAGAGCCCCGGUGAUAAUCAUCCUCACAAUUAGCAUUAUCAACGACAUUAGCAUUGUUAUUAAGAAGAGGUUAGUAUGUGUUUCAUACGGUGUGUGUGUGUGUGUGUGUGUUUCUAACGCUUCGUUUGGGAUUCUAUCUUGUGUGUGUGUAAUGAAGUUCACUUCAUAAGCGCACUUCCCAGCUUGAAAUGUCUCCACUCACGCUAUGGUGUUGGUACUUUUUCUAUAGUGUAAUUUGCUAAGACGUUGUCAAGCAGGCGGUCACCUGUGUUUGUGAGGCAGAGGAUCUGAGAUCGAGUACCGGUAAGGACAUGUAGAAGGAAGCUCCACUGUUAGUCAGCACAUUGAUCCCUGUUACACGUGUGUUGCAGGAGACUAUGAGGUGUCUAUCCGUUUCAACGACGAGCACAUCCCUGACAGUCCCUUCGUGGUUCCUGUGGCGUCGCCCUCUGAUGACGCCAGACGACUCACUGUUGCCAGUCUUCAGGUGAGGCUCGGAGACACACACACACCCAGGACUACACUACCCACAAUGCAGCAGCAGCCUGUUUGUUGGGGGGGGGGGGGGGGGGGUAGUGUGUAGCUAGCAUUUACUGUAACUAGCGUGUAGCUAGCAUUUACUGUAAGGAGCAUAUACAGGAUGUUUUCUGUAAAGGUACAGCAAUAGCUGAACAUCACAACAGGUUUCUGUUUCGCAGUCAUUAGUCAGUCACUCAGAGGGUUGGAGGUCAGGUGUCAGGUCGUGCUGCUGUGUUGUUGGGAAGUGCAAGGGUUUGUGGGAAACAAAAGGACUGUGUGUUUCUCGUGCCUCGUUCUAAAGGCUCCCAACAGUCCCCUCCCCCUCCCACUAGAAAUCCCUCCUAUCUGAUCCCCCAGACAGAACACCAACCAGGAAGAAUGCUACCUCACGCUCUCCCCCUACCCUCACCUCCUCCCUCUCACCUCCCUCCCUCUCCUCCUCCCUCCCUCCUCCCUCUAACUCCUCCCCCCUCUCCUCUCCCCCUUCCCUCCCUUCCUUCCCUCCUCAUCAUCCACCAGGCACUAAAGGGUUAAAGAGGAUGAGCAGUUCUCUCUCUCUCUCUCUCUCUCUAUUCUCUCUCUCUCUCUUCUAUCUCUCUCCUCUCCCCUCUCUCUCUCUACUAUCUAUCUCUCUCUUCUUCUAUACUAUCUCUGUAUACCUCUUCUAAUCUCUCUAUCUGCUCAUAUCUCUCUCUUUAGUUCAUGGUCUCUCUCAUAUCUAUCUUCUUCUCUUCUCCUCUCUUCCUCUUCCCCUCUCUUCUCUGUCUGUCUCUACUCCGUCUUAUCUCUCUAUCUGUCCUUCUCUCUUCUGUUUUCUAUCUGUCUCUCUCUCUCUCUUCUCUUUUGUCUCUCUCUCUCUUCCUCUCUCUCUUCUCUCUGUCUCUCUUUUUCUCCCAUCUCUUCUCUCUCUCUCUUCUCUCUCUGUCUCUCUCUGUCUCUCUCUCUCUGUCUCUCUCUCUGUCUCUCUCUCUGUCUCUCUGUCUCUGUCUCUCUCUGUCUCUGUCUCUGUCUCUGUCUCUGUCUCUGUCUCUGUCUCUCUCUCUCUCUCUCUCCCUGUCUCCCUCUCUCCCUCUCUCUCUCUCUCUCUCUGUCUCUCUCUCUCUCUCUUUGUUCUGUCGUGUUCUUCACCUCUCUGACCCUCUUCUUUACCCGUUAGCCGCCUGCAGGUAAGUUGUGUAUUUGUAUAGUAUUACAUUGUUAUUAUGUUGAGUAUGUGUUAGUAUUGCAGUUUAUAGUUGUGAUAGUGUUGACAGAUUGACAUGUGACAGUGUUGUGUUGACAGAUUGACAUGUGACAGUGUUGUGUUGACAGAUUGACAUGUGACAGUGUUGUGUUGACAGAUUGACAUGUGACAGUGUUGUGUUGAGAGAUUGACAUGUGUAGCUGCGGUGUUGAGUGUUGUGAUGUUGAGUGUGUGAGUUAUAUAUCUGAGCAGGAGUCCGGGUUGAAGGUCAACCACCCAGCAUCCUUUGCUGUGAGCCUGAAUGGAGCGAAGGGACAGAUCGAUGCUAAAGUCCACAGCCCAUCUGGAGCCCUGGAGGGCUGCUGCGUUACUGAGCUAGACCAAGGUAACCACUACUACACAAUACUACGACUCAAUACGACUCAAUACUACACAAUACUACGACUCAAUACUACACACUACGACUCAAUACUACACACUACGACACCAUUCUACACAAUACUACGACUCAAUACUACACACAACGACUCAAUACUACACACUACGACUCAAUACUACACACUACGACUCAAUACUACACAAUACUACGACUCAAUACUACACACUACGACUCAAUACUACACAAUACUAUGACUCAAUACUACACACUACGACUCAAAACUACGACACAAUACUACACAAUACUACGACUCAAUACUAAGACGCAAUACUACACACUACGACUCAAUACUACACACUACGACUCAAUACUACACACUACGACUCAAUACUACACAAUACUACGACUCAAUAUUACACUACGACUCAAUACUACACAAUACUACACACUACGACACAAUAUUACACUACGACACAAUACUACACACUACUACACACUACGACACAAUAUUACACUACGACACACUACAGCACAAUACUACACACUACGACUCAAUACUACACACUACGACUCAAUACUACACAAUACUACGACUCAAUACUACACACUACGACUCAAAACUACACACUACGACGCAAUACUACGACUCAAUACUACGACGCAAUACUACACACUACGACUCAAUACUACACACUACGACUCAAUACUACACACUACGACACAAUACUACACACUACGACACAAUACUACACACUACGACACAAUACUACACAAUACUAUGACACACUACGACACAAUACAACACAAUACUACACUACGACACUUAUGGCACUACUACUACACAAUACGACACUACUACGACUCAAUACUACACACUACGACACACUACGACACAAUACUACACAAUACGACACAAUACUACGACACAAUACAACACAAUACUACACAAUACUACGACACAAUACAACACAAUACUGCACUACGACACUUAUGGCACUACUGCUACACAAUACGACACUACUACGACUCAAUACUACACACUACGACUCAAUACUACACACUACGACACAAUACUACACAAUACUACAGACUACGACACAAUACUACACACUACGACACAAUACUACGACACAAUACAACACAAUACUACACAAUACUACGACACACUACGACACAAUACAACACAAUACUACACUACGACACUUAUGGCACUACUACGACACAAUACUACACACUACGACACACUACGACACAAUACUACACACUACAACACAAUACUACACACUACGACACACUACGACACAAUACUACGACACAAUACAACACAAUACUACGACACAAUAUGACACAAUACAACACAAUACUACACUACGACACUUAUGGCACUACUACGACACAAUACUACACACUACGACACAAUACUACACACUACGACACAAUACUACACAAUAUGACACUACUACGACACAAUACUACACAAUACUGCACUGUUACGGCACUACUACUAUGCAACACUAAACAAUACUACAACACAAUAAUACUACACAUUACUACAUUAAACAAUUCUACACUACUACUACUACACAAUUCUACACUACUACUACUACUACACAGUACUACACCAUAAACACUACUACUACACAAUUCUACACUACUACUACUACACAGUACUACACCAUAAACACUACUUCUACACGACUACAUGAUAAUACACUACUAUGACACAAUACUACACUACUACUAUGCAACAAUACUAAUACACUACACAAUAUGACUACACUGCUACUAUACAAUACUCCACUACACAAUACCACUAGACAAUAGUACACUACCACUGCACAAUACUACCACUACACAAUACUACUACAUUACACAAUACUACUACACAAUACUACGGAUGUAUGGAUACACCAAAAAACCGAACAUCAGUCAUUUGACAGCAAAAUCUCUCCAUCUCUCCAUCUCUCUCUCUCUCUCUCUCUCCUCUCUCUCUCCUCUCUCCUCUCUCCUCUCUCUCUCCUCUAGAUAAGUAUGCUGUGCGAUUCAUUCCCAGAGAGAACGGUCUGUACCUGAUCGAUGUGAAGUUCAACGGCAGCCACAUCCCCGGCAGCCCCUUCAAGAUCAGGGUGGGGGAGACGGGACAGGCUGGAGACCCAGGCAUGGUGACCGCAUACGGAGCUGGAUUAGAGGGAGGAACCACUGGUACGAUUAACGAGGAGGAGGAGCGUGUUGCAGACCUGGGUUUCAAAUACUUUAUCUGUGCUUUAGCUGGCUCAAUAAGGCAAUAGAAUAAGUCGCAAAAUGACAAACCCCGACCAUCUGGCACUCCAGGCAGACUAAAGCAAACGCUCAAAUUAUUUGCAAGGAUUUCUGAAGUAUUUGACAGCUGGGUGUAAUGUGUUUGGGUGUGUCUGUGAGAGAUCAGUGUUCUCAUCACCCUCUGCAGGUACAGCCUGUGAGUUUGUGGUGAACACCAGUACGGCGGGGCCCGGGGCCCUGGCGGUGACCAUCGACGGCCCAUCCAAGGUGAAGAUGGACUGUGUUGAGUGUCCGGAGGGUUACAAGGUGACCUACACCCCCAUGGCUCCAGGAAACUACUUAAUCUCCAUCAGAUACGGAGGACCUUACCACAUCGUAGGAUCCCCCUUCAAGGCCAAGAUCACCGGUGAGGGACAGGACACAUACGACAUGCUGUACACGUUUAUCAACCAUUGUAUUAAUUUUUUUAUUUUACCUUUAUUUAACUAGGCAAGUCAGUUAAGAACAAAUUCUUAUUUAAAAUGACGGCCUACACCGGCCAAACCCGGACGACGCUGGGCCAAUUGUGCGCCGCCCUAUGGGACUCCCAAUCACGGCCGGUUGUGAUACAGCCUGGAAUCGAACCAGGGGGUCUGUAGUGACGCCUCAAGCACUGAGAUGCAGUGCCUUAGACCGCUGAGAUGCAGUGCCUUAGACCGCUGAGAUGCAGUGCCUUAGACCGCUGAGAUGCAGUGCCUUAGACCGCUGAGAUGCAGUGCCUUAGACCGCUGAGAUGCAGUGCCUUAGACCGCUGAGAUGCAGUGCCUUAGACCGCUGAGAUGCAGUGCCUUAGACCACUGAGAUGCAGGGCCUUAGACCGCUGAGAUGCAGUGCCUUAGACCACUGAGAUGCAGGGCCUUAGACCGCUGAGAUGCAGGGCCUUAGACCGCUGAGAUGCAGGGCCUUAGACCGCUGCGCCACUCGGGAGCCCGAGUGGGGAUGUCAGUGAAAAAAACCAUCAAGCCUCAGACUCUACACUCUAACCUCUGUCUCUCUCCACCAGGCUCCAAGCUGGUCAGUAGCCAUAGUAACCACGAGACGUCCAGCGUCAUGGUCGACCCUGUGACUCGCCAGGUUAGCUCUUCCCACCAGGGAGCUCCCAGCCAAACGGACGCCAGCUGUGUGACAGCCAAGGGUCUCGGCCUAUCAAAGGGCUUUAUCGGCCAGAAGAACAACUUCACCGUCGACUGCAGCAAAGCAGGUGUGUGUUUAGUCUCAGGUGUGUGCGUGUGACUGUUUCGAUCUCUCUCUCAGGUUAUAGUGUGUGUGUGCUAACCCUGUUCUGUCCUCCCCCCAGGUCGUAACAUGCUGUUGGUGGGUGUUGACGGGCCCAGGGUUCCCUGUGAGGAGGUUCUGGUGAAGCACGUUGGGAACCGUAUCUAUAACAUCAGCUACCAGCUCAAGGAGAAGGGAGAGUACAUCCUGGUAGUGAAGUGGGGAGAACAGCACAUCCCUGGCAGCCCCUACCACAUCACUGUCUAG